AUGGAGCUGUCCCCGCGCAGCCCUCCCGAGGUGCUGGAGGAGUCGGAUUGCCCGUCGCCCCUGGAGCUGAAGUCAGCCCCCAGCAAGAAGAUGUGGAUCAAGCUUCGGUCGCUGCUCCGCUACAUGGUGAAGCAGCUGGAGAACGGGGAGGUGAACAUUGAGGAGCUGAAGAAGAACCUGGAGUACACAGCGUCCCUGCUGGAGGCCGUCUACAUAGAUGAGACGCGGCAAAUCCUGGACACGGAGGAUGAGCUUCAGGAGCUGCGGUCGGACGCUGUGCCUUCGGAGGUGCGGGACUGGCUGGCCUCCACCUUCACGCAGCAGACCCGGGCCAAGGGCCGCCGCGCCGAGGAGAAGCCCAAGUUCCGCAGCAUCGUGCACGCCGUGCAGGCGGGGAUCUUCGUGGAGCGGAUGUUCCGGAGAUCCUACACCGCCGUGGGCCCCUCCUACUCCACUGCGGUCCUCAACUGUCUCAAGAACCUGGACCUCUGGUGCUUUGAUGUCUUUUCCUUGAACCGGGCGGCCGAGGACCACGCUCUGAGGACCAUCGCGUUCGAGCUGCUGACUCGGCAUAACCUCAUCAGCCGCUUUAAGAUCCCCACUGUGUUUUUGAUGACUUUCCUGGAGGCUUUGGAGACUGGCUAUGGGAAAUACAAGAACCCUUACCACAACCAGAUCCACGCCGCUGACGUCACUCAGACAGUCCACUGCUUCUUGCUUCGCACAGGGAUGGUGCACUGCCUGUCAGAGAUCGAAGUCUUGGCCAUCAUCUUCGCAGCAGCCAUCCAUGACUAUGAGCACACGGGCACUACCAACAGCUUCCACAUCCAGACCAAGUCAGAGUGUGCCAUCCUGUACAAUGACCGCUCCGUGCUGGAGAAUCACCACAUCAGCUCCGUUUUCCGAAUGAUGCAGGAUGAUGAGAUGAACAUUUUCAUCAACCUCACCAAGGAUGAGUUUGUAGAGCUGCGGGCCCUGGUCAUCGAGAUGGUCUUGGCCACAGACAUGUCUUGCCAUUUUCAGCAAGUGAAGUCCAUGAAGACAGCCUUGCAGCAGCUGGAGAGGAUUGACAAGUCCAAGGCCCUGUCUCUACUGCUCCAUGCUGCAGACAUCAGCCACCCAACCAAGCAGUGGUCAGUUCACAGCCGCUGGACCAAGGCUCUCAUGGAAGAAUUCUUCCGCCAGGGUGACAAGGAGGCGGAGCUGGGGCUGCCCUUCUCUCCGCUGUGUGAUCGCACUUCCACUCUCGUGGCACAGUCCCAGAUUGGUUUCAUCGACUUCAUCGUGGAGCCCACAUUCUCCGUGCUGACUGACGUGGCUGAGAAGAGCGUCCAGCCCGUGGUGGAUGAGGACUCCACGUCUAAAAACCAGCCCAGCUUUCAGUGGCGCCAGCCUUCUCUGGAUGUGGAAGUAGGAGACCCUAACCCUGAUGUGAUCAGCUUCCGCUCCACCUGGACCAAAUACAUUCAGGAGAACAAGCAGAAAUGGAAGGAGCAGGCAGCAAGUGGCAUCACCAACCAGAUGUCCAUCGACGAGCUGUCCCCCUGUGAGGAGGAGGCCCCACCCUCCCCUGCCCAAGAGGAACACAACCAGAACGGGAAUCUGGACUAG
Pipistrellus nathusii (Nathusius's pipistrelle) is the source of this 1611-nucleotide messenger RNA. The record is from the annotation of a GenBank genome assembly. NCBI's taxonomy places the organism in Eukaryota, Metazoa, Chordata, Mammalia, Chiroptera, Vespertilionidae.